CUGCUACCUAGUUCCAUGAAGAGAUGCUCUUAUUUGAAGUAUGAUAGCAAUUGGUGAUUUCUCUACGUCAAGAAUGCUCAGUCAAAGCAUAUACUCCUUCCAGCUCUAGUGACGAUCGGAUCUAAGGACAUCCUCGGCACUUGAUAACAAAUCCAAGCUCCCCCGCACUGCUAAAUAACUCAAGCUGAGUCCGCCCUUUCAUCUUCUCACUCCCCCUGAUCGCUAAGCCCCCUCCCUUACCCCAAUUCCAUCACAACUACAUAUCCUACAACUACGAAAGACUUCAACUGCGUCAAAAUGUCCAAGGCCGUCUUCCUGACCAAAACAGAAGGCAAACCGGGCCAAGUCUACUAUCCCCUCUCCGUGCAGGCACAGGCCGUCCCUACCCCACAGGGCCGCGAGUUACUCAUCAAGCUGACCGCGGCCUCGCUCAACCACCGCGAUGUCUUCCUACGCCAACAUUUGUACCCGGGAGUCACGUUCGAUGUCCCCCUUGGUGCCGACGGAGUGGGCAUGGUGGUCGGGGCGGGUCCCGAUGUCGCUGACCCGCAGCGCUGGCAGGGGAAACGAGUGAUCCUGAAUCCCGGGGUGGGCUGGGACAGCUCGCCGGAUGGCCCGGAAGAUCCCAAGGGGUAUCGGAUCAUGGGCGGAACGAAACUGUACAACAAGGGGACGCUGCAAGAAUAUGUGGCUAUCGAGGAGUCCGAGGUUGAGGAGGCGCCAGAACAUCUAUCGGAUGCGGAGGCCGCGGCGCUUCCUUUGACGGGGUUGACCGGGUGGCGGGCGUUGGUGGUCAAGGCUGGCGAGAGAAAUUCGGGCAAGGGGGCGGCCAUCCUGGUGACGGGGAUCGGAGGUGGGGUGGCUCUCAUGGUUCUGCGAUUUGCGGUGGCCAGGGGAGUCGACGUGUAUGUGACCAGCUCGAGCGAGGAGAAGAUCAAGAAGGCGGUUGAGCUGGGCGCCAAGGGUGGUGUGAAUUAUAAGGAGGAAGGAUGGGAAAAAAAGCUGCUGGGUCAGCUUCCCCCCGGAAAGGCGGCUUUCGAUGCGGUCAUCGACGGUGCUGGAGGCGAUGCAGUCGAAAAGGCUGUCAAGCUACUCAAGGCUGGCGGCAUCCUCUCGGUCUAUGGAAUGACGGUCGCGCCCAAAAUGCCUUUCUUGAUGCAAGCGGUGCUAAAGAAUAUUGAGGUGCGUGGGUCUACGAUGGGCUCACGCAAAGAGUUUAGAGAGAUGGUCGAGUUUGUGAGGAGCCAAAAGAUCCAUCCUGUUGUCUCGCGAGUAGUUCAAAGCGACUUGGGCGACAUUCCGGCACUGGAUGAUCUUUUCCAGGACAUGAAGGAGGGCAAACAAUUCGGCAAGCUGGUCUUCGAAUUCGGCAAGGCGUCGGGAAGCAAACUAUGAGCUGUUACGAGAGGUAGUUAUGUAGCAACGGUUGACUGUGCGCGCGUCUCUUGGGUCACUUCUUCCAGGGCCACGCAGUAAAUUCUGGCAAACAGGCAGGUCGCCCUUUCCCUGUGUUGA
This is a messenger RNA of Aspergillus fijiensis CBS 313.89, 1515 nucleotides long. RefSeq names its product putative alcohol dehydrogenase. The transcript has 3 exons. The coding region runs from base 298 to 1395 and encodes 365 amino acids. The record is from RefSeq and is a predicted model, not a curated record. Lineage: Eukaryota; Fungi; Ascomycota; Eurotiomycetes; Eurotiales; Aspergillaceae. Gene Ontology annotation, molecular function: oxidoreductase activity.